This is a messenger RNA of Penicillium psychrosexuale, 2328 nucleotides long. Its product is annotated as OPT family oligopeptide transporter. The record is from RefSeq and is a predicted model, not a curated record. Gene Ontology annotation, cellular component: fungal-type vacuole membrane. The transcript is spliced from 2 exons. Lineage: Eukaryota; Fungi; Ascomycota; Eurotiomycetes; Eurotiales; Aspergillaceae. The coding region runs from base 1 to 2328 and encodes 775 amino acids. Gene Ontology annotation, molecular function: oligopeptide transmembrane transporter activity.
AUGGACGGCAAUGUCCCCGAACAGCGUCAGCGCACUGUGGGAGGGCCGUCCCUGGAUCAGCCGCCCACAGAUCCUAUCGCUGAUCCCGCGCAAGCUCGCGCCACAUCCCCUCAGAGCUUCACUCCGCGCUCACUUCUCGUCGGUCUUAUUAUUGGUGCUCUCAUCACAUUCUCGAAUACCUAUUUCGGCUUGCAGACAGGAUGGAUCAGCACAAUGGCAAUGCCCUCGGCCUUGAUUGGCUUUUCGGUCUUCAAGGUUCUAUCCAAGCACCUGUCUUUCCCCUUCACACCGGUUGAGAAUGUCUUGAUACAAACGGUUGCCGGUGCAGUGGGAACUAUGCCCCUUGGAUGCGGAUUUGUUGGCGUCAUCCCUGCCCUGGAGUUUCUGUUGAAGCCUGGCGAAGAUGGACCCGAAGGCGAUGGCGGAGAAGGCGAAGGAGGUCCUUUGAAACUCGGUUUCUGGAAGUUGGUUAUCUGGAGUCUGGGAGUCUGUCUCUUCGGGGUGGUGUUUGCGGUCCCACUACGAAAAGCUGUCAUCGUCCGAGAGAAGCUGCGAUUUCCGAGUGGUACUGCCUCGGCGUUGAUGCUCAAGGUCUUGCAUAGUUCUGGUAGCGAGGAAAAGGUUAUAGCACCAGAAAGUUCCCGUGCGGGUAUUUUGAACACGGAGGCCGAAACAGCUGGUCCAUCGCAAGAAGACACAGGCCUCUUGAAGGAUGGCGAUGCUGAAGACCAAGCUUCCAAGGAGCAAAAUUGGCGCUCGAAGAUGCGCAUCUUACUUGGAUCGUUUACAGUAUCGGGUACUCUUUUCUCCUACUUCGUCCCUCUAGUCCGUGCCAUCCCUCUGUUUGGUGUGGGCAUGGCGGAUAACUGGCUGUGGACCCUCAACCCGUCGCCAGCAUAUAUCGGCCAGGGCAUCAUUAUGGGUCCAUCAACGUGCAUGCACAUGCUUUUCGGGGCAGCCUUGGGGUGGGGCGUUCUAUCACCGUUGGCUAAGAGCCGCGGCUGGGCUCCCGGCCCGGUUAAUAACUGGGAAGAUGGCAGCAAAGCAUGGAUUGUCUGGAUAUCGCUAGCCAUUAUGCUUGCUGAUUCACUUGUUAGUCUUGGGUGGCUGGUGCUCAGGCCCAUCCUGAAGUACUCUCCAAGAUGGAUAGUCUAUUUCCGAUCCACUCGCGCUGGUCAGUGGAUUGCACUCCGACUACAUUCUUCUCAGCACUCAUAUAUCAACUACUCCGCCUUGGAGUCAGAGUCUCAUCUUUUGGCUCAUGAAGAUGCCGCCCAACAUACACUAUUAACUGCAAACGAAGAGGAUAAGGAUGAUGCACCGCCAUCUGAACUCAUCUCAACUCGAACAGUAGUGAUUCUCCUUCCUUUGACUCUCCUCCUGAAUGUCGCAUGCAUGCACUUUGUCUUUGGUGACAUCAUUUCCCCUUUUCUGUCGACAUUGGCAACUCUGCUGGCAGUACUACUGUCUAUUAUGGGUGUCCGGGCUCUCGGCGAGACCGACCUCAACCCAGUUUCGGGUAUCAGCAAGCUGACACAACUUCUCUUUUCACUCGCCACGCCAGCAUCCCAUUUCUCCAGACGCACCGCAUUAGUGACGAACCUGCUUGCGGGUGCAGUCUCCGAGUCAGGAGCUCUGCAAGCCGGUGAUAUGAUGCAAGAUUUAAAGACCGGUCAUCUACUCGGCGCAAGCCCGAAAGCCCAGUUCUAUGGCCAGAUAAUUGGCAGUCUUGUGGGUGCAGUUCUAUCAACUGCCGUAUACAAAUUAUACGUGAACGUAUAUGAGAUCCCGGGCGAAAUGUUCCAGACACCUACCGCCUAUGUCUGGAUUUUCACUGCUCGCCUUGUGACCGGUCAAGGGCUGCCCAAAAUGGCUGGACAAGUCUCUGUCAUUGCUGGUAUCGUGUGGGCAUUCCUUACCGCCUUGAGGAUCGUAGCUGCGUCCCCUGCCUUUGCACGCAACGGGAAACCCCCUCCUUGGAGAUCUUGGAUCCCCGGCGGUAUCGCUGUUGCCGUUGGUAUCUUUAACGAGCCUUCCUUUACCCUGGCGAGAGCCAUCGGUGGUAUCAUUGCAUGGUGGUGGUCGCGGAGGCACUCUGAAUCGCUCAACCAACAAGUGGACAGCGGAAACGCCACUACUAUGGGAUCGUCUCUGGAGACUGAAUUACAGGAUGCGCAGCGAUCAUCAAUAUCAGCCGAACAGGCAUCUGAAAAAGCAGAUGCCGCCUCCUCGACUGUCGUCGUUCUUGCCUCCGGCCUCAUUUUGGGUGAAGGUAUCAUGAGCAUUGUGAAUCUUCUUCUUGCAAGUGGGCGCGUUCCACAUCUCUGA